This is a messenger RNA of Cucumis melo (muskmelon), 709 nucleotides long. Its product is annotated as zinc finger BED domain-containing protein RICESLEEPER 4-like. The record is from RefSeq and is a predicted model, not a curated record. NCBI's taxonomy places the organism in Eukaryota, Viridiplantae, Streptophyta, Magnoliopsida, Cucurbitales, Cucurbitaceae. The transcript has 3 exons. The coding region runs from base 43 to 618 and encodes 191 amino acids. Gene Ontology annotation, molecular function: protein dimerization activity.
AAGGUUGAAGAAGCAUUUCGUCGAUUGUGUGAUGAUUAUUAUAUGAGAAUGUCAAAAGAAAAAUAUUCACAAACACAAUCAUGUAUACCUAUCGAAGGAUUUGGCUUUCAAAGUCAAAGUGAAAUACCUUCUAUCUCAUCUAGUGGAUUUUAUAAGGCACGUGCUACUGUUCAUGAUAGAUUUAAACAAAGUAACAAAACAUGUCUAGAUGAUGCUAAAACAGAGGUGACUCGUUAUCUGGAUGAGGCUCGUAUAGAUUGUAUGGGCGAUGAAUAUUUAGAUUUGCUAACUUGGUGGAAGGUGAAUUCCUCUCGAUUUAAGAUCAUUAGCCAAGUAGCUAGGGACAUCCACAGUAUUCCUAUAUCAACUGUGCCUUCUGAGUCCGCCUUUAGCACUGGAGGACGGGUGUUAGAUUCUUUUCGAAGUUCUUUAACUCCUCAAACUGCAGAGGCACUCAUUUGUGCUCAGAAUUGGAUUCAGUUUAAACCUUUGGAUGACAUGACUGAAGAAAUUGACGGGGCUAAAGAAAUUGAUGAAGAAUUCAUAAACAUAGGAAAGGAGAUGGAAGCUGCAUUUGAGAAUUUGAAUAAUGACUCUAUGAGUCUUGAAGCUCAGUGAUGGAAGCACUUUGGGUUAUACGAACAAGGUGGUCUCGUGAAGAUGUUCAUUAAUUCAUACCUUCACAAUUGUAAACUCUGUUCAUUUUAAG